Messenger RNA from Setaria italica (foxtail millet), 1068 nucleotides. Its product is annotated as keratin, type I cytoskeletal 9-like. Lineage: Eukaryota; Viridiplantae; Streptophyta; Magnoliopsida; Poales; Poaceae. The transcript has a single exon. The record is from RefSeq and is a predicted model, not a curated record.
UCUCCCAGAGUUGCAUGCGCGACCGCCGCUGCACGCCCCCAGAGAGCUAGCUGAAGCGCGUCCUCGACUGACUCGUCUCCGCCGCGAGGCAGGCACGAUAUAAAGUAACACCGCCGCCUUCGGUUCGAUCUCGCGGCGGCGUGCGAGCACAAGAGUACGAGACGAUGGUGUGCACGAAGGCCGUCGUCGUCCUUGGCGUCGUAGCGUUGGUGGCCGCGGCGUUGCUUCUAGCGGCUGAGAGCCGCCCCAUUGCGCGGAAGGACCUGGGCGUCAACCUCGGCGGCGGCGGUGGCCUUGGGGUCGGCGUCGGCGGCGGCCUCGGUAUCGGCUCAGGGAUCGGCAUCGGCAUUGGUGGCGGCGGCGGCGGCUCGGGCUCCGCGUCCGGGUCAGGGUCUGGGUCGUACUCCGGCUCCGGCUCAGGGUCAGGCUCGGGGUCCUGGUCCGGGUCAAGCUCGGGCUCCAACGCGGGGUCCGGCGGCGCGGGGUCAUACGCGGGCUCCCACGCCGGGUCGUACGCAGGCUCAAACGGCGGAGGUGCCGGGUCGUAUGCGGGCUCCGACGCCGGCUCGUACGCUAGCUCUAACGGCAGGGGCGGGGGCUCGUACGCGGGCUCCGACGCCGGCUCAUACGCGGGGUCAGGUGGCCCGCACUGGGGCCCUGGUGCUGGCUCGUACGCGGGCUCCCAUGCCGGCUCGUACGCAGGCUCCAACGGCGGAGGAGCGGGCUCGUAAGCCGGUUCCGAGGCUGGCUCGUACGCUGGGUCCGGCGGUGGCCCGUACGGGGGCGCCGGUGCUGGCUCCUACGCUGGGUCUCGAGCCGGCUCCUACGCGGGCAAUGGGCACGGCAACUGAGCCGUGAGCGAGCUCAGAUCCCGUGCCGAUACAGUGAUGCUUGCUUGUUCAUAAGUGUUUGCAGCCUGAUUAUUUGUGUCCACAAGUAAAUCAAUUAUGAGUGUAACCCAUAAAUAAGUAACGGUGAAUAAGUGCUAGUGUAUGAGUAUGGCUCCCGAUGUAAACAUUAAUAUAUAAUAUAUGAAAUGAAUAACUCGGCAUGCACACGAUAGUUUAA